GUGUCGGACACGCCACCUGGUGAAGAAGAGUUUGAGGGCUCUGGUCUUGAAGGCGAUCUGGACGCAGGAUCUGGGGCAGGCUCCGGCUUCGGCGGUGAUGACAACGGUGGCAACGGGGACGGCAACGGGGACGAGGACGAAGAAGACAGCGUGGUCUACUUCUUCCUGGAGGAGAGCACGGGCUACAUGCAGCCAGCCUUGCAAUUCCUGUCCAUCGUCCACACCCUGGUAGCGUUCCUCUGCAUCAUCGGCUACAACUGUCUCAAAGUGCCAUUGGUCAUCUUCAAGCGCGAGAAGGAGCUGGCCCGUACGUUGGAGUUUAGCGGGCUGUACAUCACGGAGCAACCGGAGGAUGACGACAUCAAAGGCCAGUGGGAUCGUCUGGUGCUCAACGCUCCGAUUAGUUCCAUUGACAUUAAGUACAAGAUUUGGAAACUUGGCGUCAUCUUCACGGAUAACUCCUUCCUUUAUCUCUUCUGGUACAUGGUGAUGUCCGUGCUUGGCCAUUACAACAACUUCUUCUUCGCUUGCCAUCUUCUGGACAUUGCCAUGGGCGUCAAGACCUUAAGGACCAUCCUGUCCUCUGUCACCCACAAUGGCAAACAGCUGAUGAUGACCGUGGGGUUGCUGGCGGUGGUUGUCUACCUUUACACCGUGGUGGCCUUCAACUUCUUCCGCAAGUUCUACAACAAGAGCGAGGACGAGGACGAACCAGACAUGAAGUGUGACGAUAUGAUGACGUGUUACCUCUUCCAUAUGUAUGUCGGAGUGAGAGCCGGUGGCGGCAUCGGGGAUGAGAUUGAAGACCCAGCUGGAGACGAAUAUGAGCUCUACCGCGUGAUCUUUGAUAUCACCUUCUUCUUCUUUGUCAUUGUCAUCUUGUUGGCUAUCAUCCAAGGUUUUGUGCAAUGCUUCUUGCUGGUGAUGUUAGAAGUGUAA
Molecule: messenger RNA, 939 nt
Organism: Thamnophis sirtalis
Lineage: Eukaryota; Metazoa; Chordata; Lepidosauria; Squamata; Natricidae
Source: RefSeq, a predicted model, not a curated record